Messenger RNA from Danio rerio (zebrafish), 4183 nucleotides. The record is from RefSeq and is a predicted model, not a curated record. NCBI's taxonomy places the organism in Eukaryota, Metazoa, Chordata, Actinopteri, Cypriniformes, Danionidae.
GGUCAGAAAUCGUCGCAGUCCCCCUACCUUCCAGCGGGCAGUAGGGUGCUGCUCCUCCGUUGGACACGUACUUCAGUCUGUUGUGGUAAUGUCUACCUGUGUGACCGAUGUGAUAAUAUUUCAGUAAUUUUGUAACGUUUUCUAACGUUAGUGCAGACUGGUUUCGUAUCCUGCAAGAUGGAGCCAAAGGCUAGUGACACGACCGCAGGUGCUUCAUAUGUCGAAUCAUCUAAAUCCAAGAGAAGGAACAGUAAGGAGAUCAAACAGGCGACUGUGGCCCUCUCCCAGCAGAUCAGCACCAUGAAGCGUCUCUUUGGCUUUGAGAAGGAAGACGUCUCAUCGUGGGAUCGGUUUGUGUGUCUUCUCAAUCGUCCCACUGAUCCGGCCUCACUUGGGAUUUUCCGUUUCUUAUUUGGUAUGCUGAUGGCUCUGGACAUCACCCAGGAGAGAGGACUGAGUCAUCUGGACUACAAGUAUUUAGAUGGGGCACCAGUGUGCCGCUUCCCCCUCUUUAACUUCCUGAAGCCGCUUCCCAUGGACUGGAUGUUCUUUGUGUAUUUUGUGAUGUUCCUUGGUGCUGUUGGUAUCAUGCUUGGCUGCUUUUAUCGCAUUGCCUGUCUGAUGUUUAUUUCCGCUUACUGGUAUAUUUUCUUCCUGGACAAAACAACCUGGAACAAUCACUCUUAUCUGUAUGGACUCAUCGGCUUCCAGCUCACGCUCAUGGAUGCCAACAGAUACUGGUCAGUAGAUGGACUCAGAAACCCGAGGAAGAGGAACGCUCAUGUGCCUCUGUGGAACUACACUUUGCUGAGAACUCAGAUUUUCAUAGUGUACUUCAUUGCUGGGGUUAAGAAACUGGAUGCUGAUUGGGUGGAAGGAUACUCCAUGAAAUACUUGGCACAUCAUUGGUUAUUUGACCCUUUCAAAGUGAUCUUGCCUGUGGAAGUGGUCAGUCUGACGGUGGUCCAUGGUGGAGGUCUGAUCUUAGACCUCACAGCUGGCUAUCUGCUUUUCUUUGAUGUCACUCGUCCAGUCGCCAUCUUCUUUGUCUCCUAUUUCCACUGCAUGAAUUCCCAGCUUUUUAGCAUAGGGAUGUUUUCUUACACCAUGUUGUCCACAAGCCCUCUCUUCUGCUACCCUGAUUGGCCCAGACGUUUUUUCGGCCAUUUUCCAGAGUUCCUUCAACCUAUACUGCCCUUCAUCUCCCUGGCCCCGAUUCCCAGCUCCUCCUGCGUUUACCCAAAUCCAUCCAGCAGCUCUGGAGGACAAGAGGAGGCCCAUGCUGAGCCCAAACCCACCACACCAUACUUUAAACACAAACUUAGAGCCUUCUUUGUUAUCUUGUACAUCCUGGAGCAGUUCUUCUUGCCGUACUCGCACUUCAUCACACAGGGUUAUAACAACUGGACAAAUGGAUUGUAUGGCUACUCGUGGGACAUGAUGGUUCACUCCCGCUCUCAUCAGCAUGUCAAGAUCACCUACAGAGAUGGAGUAACAGGGGAGGUCGGAUAUUUGAACCCAGGAGUUUUCACUCAGAGCCGGAGAUGGAAAGAUCACGGAGACAUGUUGAAGCAGUACGCUACCUGCCUCAGUGAAAAUCUGCCACGCUUCAACAUCUCAGAUCCAGAGAUCUACUUUGACAUUUGGGUGUCCAUCAAUGACCGCUUCCAGCAGAGGAUAUUUGACCCACAUGUUGACAUUGUUAAGGCUGAUUGGUCACCAUUCAGACCUAAUCCAUGGCUUAUGCCACUGCUAGUUGAUCUUUCGCCAUGGAGAACUAAAUUUGAGGAGAUUGAAGGGUCUUUAGACAACCAGACUGAGGUGGUGUUCAUCGCUGACUUUCCAGGUCUGUUUCUGGAAAACUUUGUGAGUGAAGAUCUUGGGAACACGAGCGUUCAGGUCCUGGCCGGUGAAGUGAAUGUUGAAAUAGUGGAUGAGAAAAAGAACUACAGUUUACAACCUGGAGAAAAGAUGCAGAUUCCAGCUGGUGAAUACCAUAAAGUGUACACGGUGUCUCAAGGACCAUCGUGUUACAUGUACAUCUAUGUGAACACCACUGAGGCGGAGCUUCAAAAGAACUUCACCAAGCUUUCUGAACUUCAGGAGAAAGUGCGCAAUGGAACAGAAACAGAGCCUUUGCCUCCUGAGCUGCAGCCACUCAUCACUGGACUCGACGACCAGGACUCAGAAAACACUGUGAUCGACCCAGUAGUGCGGAUCUUCUUGAAAAGACAAAAACGUAUGCAGGAGGUCAGGAAGAGACGAGAAGCUUCUAUGCUUGAACGCUUCCAGAGAUUUGCCUCAAAGAAAUACUACUCCAUUAGACGAGGGUUUUUGAUGACAGCCAUUGCUUUGCGGAAUUUGGCAGUUGGUUUGCCACCGAUUGAGCAACUGACCAAAGAAGUGGCCUACGCCAACCUGAAGGAGCCAGAGACUGAGAUGAGUCAGGAUGAGCAUCUGAAAGACGAGGGGGGGCACGGAGAGCUGUGAUAAAACACAUUGUUACUGAGCUGCUGGUGGUCCUGCAGCAAACCAACAAAUGCUUAAGUAGGUCAGUAUUUUUGGAGCAUUCCAUGAUUUUGAGAAAAAAUCAGUUUGUUGUUUACAAAUAAUUCCCUUUUCUUAAGCUAACAAACAAAAAAAAAGACCAAAAAUAUAAAUCUAACAUCAUUUACACCCAUGUUGUUCAAAGAUUUUUAAAGAAAUCUUAAAUUUUGUCCUGUUCUUAUCAUGUUCCUGUCAAGUGGCUCCAAAAGGCAUGGAAUAUACUAUAGUGCAGUGUUUCUCAACCACAUUCCUGGAGGACCACCAGCACUGCAUGUUUUUGGAUGUCUUCCUUUGGUGGUUGAGAAACACUGCUAUAGUGCACAACAUGGGGAAAAAAAAAUCCUGAAGUGUUUUUUUUUUUUCAAGCUUGACUGUGUCUGUCUUUAUUUUACUUCCAAAAGAGCAGCAGGAACAUAUUUUUAAAACUCUCCUUAGGCAUCUGAUUGAUGUCAUACAACAUGACGGCCAGUAGAUUAUGAGAGAAUUUAUAUUUUAAAUGUAGUAAUUUUGGAUGAAACUUAGUAACUAUGGAAUUUUGUUUCUGCCAUGAAAUAACAAUAUAAAAAGGUAAUUAUGAUUUAAUCUUAGUCAAAGUUUAAAGGGAUAGUUCACCCAAAUAGAAAACUCACUAUUUGCUCACCCUCAAGUGGUUAUAAACCUUAAUGACUUUCUUCUGUUGAACACAAAAAAACGAGACAUUGUGAAGAAAGUUGAAAACCUGUAACAUUGACAUUCAUAAUAGGAAAAAAAAAAUGUCAAGGAAGUCAAUGGUUACAGGUUUUCAGCUUUUUUCCAAAGUAACUUUGUGUUCAAUGGAAAAAAAAUCUCAAACCGGUUUGAAACAAGUAAAGGGAGUGUAAAUAAAGAGAGAAUUUAGAUUUUUGACUCUAACAAUCCCUUUAACUUUUUGUUUUUAAUACGGUUUAAAUCGAAUAUUUUCAACUUUUCUUCUUCUUUGAAUUUAAAUCAAAGAACUUAGUUUUUCCCCCUAAAUUGAGUUCUUAUAAGUGAGAUAUAAUCUCUGGAUUGUAAAAGUGUGAAUUAAAAGCUAAAUUCUGUCAAUUACCUUUUCAUAUUUUCAUUUUGUGUCUGUAGUAGUUUACCUUUUUCGCUUCGGUUACUGAAAUAAUGUAAUAUUUGAGAGCAGAAAAACACUAAUCUUUAAACACUAAUCAUUUGCUCUUUUCAAGCAUUAGAUAAAAAAAUACUUUCAUUUGAACCAUACUUUUUUUCUUCAAACAAAAAAAAAAAAGAGCUUUUAUUUUACAAUUCACCCAAUUGUGCUUAAGGGAUCCUGCCUCUGUAUUGUCCCGUCACAGGAUUUAUGCAUUGAGUAAAUCAAAUGCACUUUUUCCCCACAAACAACUUUUAAUUGGACAAAAUAUUGGCUUUAAAAUGUGCCAAACAUGGGCAGGUACCAAAUUGUCUUUAAUGCAUAAGUUUCAUUAUGCUACAUGCUGUUAUUAAAUGCAACAUCAACUCAACCUUCUCACGGCUUUUAUACAGUACAGUAUGCACACUGUGAUUGUGAGAUUGGAAAUGCAGGAAAGUUGUUGUUGUUGUUUUUUCUUUGUCUCAGUGUCAAUUUUUUUAAAUGAAUAAAGUGCAGAAGCAGAGUAUUUACCAAAUGAAUAAA